CACACAGACACACCGCUCAGAAACUUAAAAACACUCUUCUUCACUCUUUUAUCAUUUUAUUUUAUCUUCUUUGUUUUUUUCAAAGGAAAGAAAAAAAGAAGCAGCUGCUACAGUACAGCAGCCAUGGCAGCUCAUACUAUCAUUGCAGCAUCUCCAUCAUAUCACGCUCUUCUUUCUCCAGCUUCAAGUCCUAAUCUCACCCAUUCGUUAUUCCAUGGUAACUCAGUCCUCAAACUCUCUCGUCAAUCCGUUGCUCUAUCUCUCUCAUCCGCCGCUAAGAAAUCACUUACCGUUGUGGCUGCGACUAAGAAAGCUGUCGCUGUUCUUAAAGGCAAUUCUAAUGUUGAAGGCGUUGUUACUUUGACUCAAGGAGAUGAUGGCCCCACAACUGUGAAUGUUCGAAUCACCGGUCUUACUCCAGGACUUCAUGGGUUCCACCUACAUGAGUAUGGUGACACAACAAAUGGAUGCAUGUCAACAGGGGCACAUUUCAAUCCUAAGGGCUUGACACAUGGUAGUCCUGAAGAUGAAAUCCGCCAUGCGGGCGACCUGGGAAACAUAGUAGCUAAUGCUGAUGGUGUAGCAGAAGCUACAAUUGUGGAUAGCCAGAUACCGCUGAGUGGUCCUAAUGCAGUAAUUGGAAGAGCGCUUGUUGUCCACGAGCUUGAGGAUGACCUUGGAAAAGGUGGACAUGAACUUAGUUUGACCACUGGCAACGCAGGUGGAAGAUUGGCAUGUGUUGCUGCAGUUCCCAAAAAACGCACUUCUUUAUCAAAAAAGCGUAUUCGUAAAAAUAUUUGGAAAAGGAAGGGUUACGGGGCAGCAAAGAAAGCCUUUUCAUUAGCGAAAUCUCUUUAUAGUGGUAAAUCAAAAAGUUUUUUGUGCGAGAAUUUGAAAAAGGAGUAGAUUUAUUAUUAGCUCAUUAUUGGAGUCCAAAUUGGUGGAAGUGUUGAGGGUCCGAGGCUCCAGGAAAAACUAUUCAACUGGCUUUGGACGUUAAAUGAAGUUUGGGUUUUGGGAGGAGAUAGAAAAACUUGAGAGUUUAGACAUCCAAUGUUUUGAUAGAGAAAGACUUCAAGAAUGGGAUUGUUUAUUCAUGUAUUACAGAGGGAGAUAUCUACACAGCUUUUCGUUCUUUGGUAGGAUGAUGAACAUCUUAUUGUCUUCCUUGUUGCUUCAAUUAGAGUAGUUGUCUGAGCGUCUCAGAGGAGCUUCUUGAACCAACUGAAUGUUUUUAUACGGUUGUUUUGCUUGAACUUGAUAAGACCACAAAUUUGGCAUACUUUUUAAUCAGUUUUAAAUGUGUUUGUUCAAUUUAGUAUCAAUGAUAACAUAUGACCUUCUAUGGAA
This is a messenger RNA of Ricinus communis (castor bean), 1350 nucleotides long. Its product is annotated as superoxide dismutase [Cu-Zn], chloroplastic. Gene Ontology annotation, cellular component: large ribosomal subunit. The transcript is spliced from 8 exons. Lineage: Eukaryota; Viridiplantae; Streptophyta; Magnoliopsida; Malpighiales; Euphorbiaceae. Bases 124 to 906 code for a protein of 260 amino acids. The record is from RefSeq and is a predicted model, not a curated record. Gene Ontology annotation, biological process: removal of superoxide radicals; translation. Gene Ontology annotation, molecular function: structural constituent of ribosome; copper ion binding; superoxide dismutase activity.